AUGCCUUCAGCAAGUGAUCCGGAUGAGAACGAGGAGGGUUUUCAGUUCACCCAGGAUCAGAAGCCCCUGCUGUAUGCUCAGGCGUUCUCCAACUUCGAUGGCGCCGAGGAAGGAGCGAUGUCCUUGCAGGAGGGAGACGUCGUUGCCGUAGACGAUACAUCGGACAGCGGCUGGUGGCUCGGGAGGAAGAUUGAUGUCAAAGACAUGAGCGUGCUAGACCGGGGAAAGUUCCCCAAGAGUUUUGUGGUUUUCCAUUCACUGCCAACUCCUGAGGACGAUGCGGAAGUUCUGGACCCCACAGGGGCGCAGGAAGACAUGGAAAAUCUUAAGAGAGUUGUCAAAGAAAUCAUCGAGCGACGAGGAAACUGGCUUCCAAACGGGGAGCUGGGGGUCCAGGGCGUGAUAGGUGGGCUGACAGAGCACAGAGCUCUGUCCUUCGCCUUGAAAUCGGCCCUGGAGUCCUCGGCUGGUCAGGGGCAAGAGGAGGCGGCGGAAAUGGAGCCGACAGACCUUGUGUUGUACCGAUCGGUCCAACAUGUCAUCGAGAACGAGCCGGACCAGGUCUGCUCGGAGAUGCUGUGGAUUGCUAGGAGGCUUCAGUUCAAUAUGAACCUGAAGGACAAGGAGGGUCAGACCCUCCUCAUGCGAUCGUCCAGCCUCGGGCGCAGCUUCGUGGUGCAGGAGCUGUUGGAGCUGAAUGCGGACGUGGAUGUUGUAAACUUGGAGGACGGGAGCACGGCUUUGAUUCAGGCUGCGAGAGAGAGGUUUGAUGAAACUGUUUCUCUGCUCAUCAGAGCCAGAGCUGACUGCUCGGUCGUCGACCAUCAUGGCGUCAAUGCGUUGAGGUACGUCGUCAAUGAAGGAGAAGACCAGGAGAAGCUAUGGUCUGAGAAGUCAUCGAACGCGGUGAACUACUGCAGCUUGUUCGCCACGAUCAGAAAGCAGAGCGACGAGCAAGCAGAGAACGGGAAGAAGCGUGUGAGGUUCGAAGGGGGCGGUGAGGCGACUAUGAAUGGCGCGACGGGGGGGAAUGGGUUGUCGGAGAAGAUUGAGCUGUUCUUCGAAGAGGAUCUAGAGGUCAAACCUGUCGAGGACCUCCUGGCUGAGAUGAAGAACAAGUCGGAGGACGAAAUGCGCUCCCUGCUCUCCUCCCUCCCUGUGGAGAGGAUCCAGCAGAUCUCUGAAGCUCUCGACUGGGAGAGAGACGAGGAGGAGAAGCAGCGGCUGAAGGAGAGCACGCAGAAGAAGGAGGCGCAGGUGCUUUGA
Guillardia theta CCMP2712 is the source of this 1266-nucleotide messenger RNA. RefSeq lists its product as hypothetical. The transcript has 17 exons. Gene Ontology annotation, molecular function: protein binding. Lineage: Eukaryota; Cryptophyceae; Pyrenomonadales; Geminigeraceae. Bases 1 to 1266 code for a protein of 421 amino acids. The record is from RefSeq and is a predicted model, not a curated record.